Parnassius apollo (apollo) is the source of this 468-nucleotide messenger RNA. The record is from the annotation of a GenBank genome assembly. Lineage: Eukaryota; Metazoa; Arthropoda; Insecta; Lepidoptera; Papilionidae.
AUGACAGACCGAGAUAUUCCAUCUGGCUUCUCAUUCUCAUGUACACCUGGAAGGGAAGGUCCUAAAGGACAACAAGAAUAUCCAGGAGUACCUGGAAAACCAGGAGUUAUUGAUUUAUCAGGGCAAAAGCGUGAACCAGGUAUGCAAGGGCCUGAUGGGCCUAAAGGAUUUCCGGGUGCACGUGGACGUCCCGGUCCUAUAGGUAUUACUGGAAUAGAUGGUAUGCCGGGAGAAAAAGGAGACAAGGGCGAAGUUGGUUAUCCAGGCUUACCAGGGUUACCUGGCUUAAACGGUCCAAUUGGUCCUGUUGGCGCUCCUGGGCUUAAAGGAGACCAAGGUUUUGAAGGUCCCCCUGGACCACCAGGCAGAAUGGGUCUACCAGGCGAUAAAGGUGAUAGAGGUUUUUCUGGUGCUCCUGGGCCUAAAGGAGAACCUGGCUUAGCUUCAGAUAAAGGAGCACAAACAUAA